AUGCAGUUUGGUAUUAAAAUGUUUUCAGUACCACCAACCAUUGUGUUGUUACACAUUUGAGAUGAGAGGCACACGUUGAGCCUAUUUUAACGAACUAAAACUCCACACUGAUACCGGGGACUGACGGCACUUACGGCGAACGACGGUACAGCUGUUAUUUUUGAGGUUGUAUCCAAAAAGUGCAGAGCGACUGUAGGCAGAACGAGCUAGCGUUAGCUAACCACAGUCAGGUCGGACGGCGACGAGGCCCCAACCGGACGGGAACACGGGGGAACCAUGGCCAACAUCGCAGUUCAGAGGAUAAAACGGGAAUUCAAGGAGGUGCUUAAAAGCGAAGAGACGAGCAAAAACCAGAUAAAGGUGGAUCUGGUGGAUGAGAACUUCACAGAACUUAAAGGGGAGAUAGCAGGGCCACCUGACACGCCAUAUGAAGGGGGUAGAUAUCAACUAGAAAUUAAAAUUCCAGAGACGUAUCCAUUCAAUCCACCCAAGGUGCGGUUUAUCACGAAGAUCUGGCAUCCCAACAUCAGCUCAGUCACAGGUGCAAUAUGUCUGGACAUUCUCAAAGACCAGUGGGCAGCAGCUAUGACACUGAGGACAGUCCUCUUGUCAUUACAAGCCUUACUGGCAGCUGCAGAGCCAGAUGAUCCACAGGACGCAGUGGUAGCCAAUCAGUACAAGCAGAAUCCAGAGAUGUUUAAACAGACAGCGAGACUCUGGUCUCACGUCUACGCAGGCGCUCCUGUCUCCAGUCCGGAGUACACACGCAAAAUAGACAAACUCUGUGCCAUGGGCUUUGAAAAAAAUGCAGUAAUAGUGGCAUUGUCGUCGAAAUCCUGGGAUGUGGAGACAGCGACAGAGCUACUGCUCAGUAACUGAAUUUUGACACCCUCUUCAUCUUCCUCUUAAUCCCCACCUCUCCCUCCUCACACCUCUCUCCUCCAAAUUCCCGCUGUCUGAAGGCGUCCCUCCCCAUCACAACCUCUGUUUCACAGUGGACUCCUCGCCUCCACACUUCCCCUCCUCUCCAGCUCCCCCUUUAUCCCCUCUGUGUGGCAUCUCUCCUCUGUACUCAUCACCUCUGCUGUACCACACUCCAAUCAAUGCUCUGUGAGCUCUUAUCACUGGUUUCUUUUAGUUCAUUCAACAUUCCACUCAGUGCUACAAUCAGAAAUCCAACCAUAUCUCCCCGUCUUUGAAGCAAAUGCCAGACUUAAGACCCCGCCCACAUCUGCCAAUCUCCCAGCUUUUCUGGCUCGGUCCGAGAAGCGGCUGUCAGCGGCUUACCCUUGCCUAUGCAGUGCAUUUACUUUCAUUGGUGAUAACCUUUGUUGGAGAAAGUCAAGCCAUCCAAGGGGGCUCUUUUGGACCUGGUCCUGAUUUUAAACACUUUUGGGCCUGUUUUCGAAACAAGGAUUAAGCCGAGUUCUAAACAUUUAAAAAAUUUCGUACACUGCAUCCAAUAAUCACUACCUUUGCUCGUUCACUAAUCCACCGCAAAAUUUUAGCUUAAUGGUCUUAUGGGACCUUUUGACAGUGUGCGGUACUCUAUGAUGAAGUGAAAAUUAGGAUUUGGGACCCUUAUAAAUUAUGUUUUUUGUUGUUUUUUUUAACAUCACAGAUGUGGUACUGCAUGACAACAAUUUACUGAACAUAUCAAGCUCACGAAGCCAAGCACUGCAUAGUUUUUUUUAGUUUAUUUUUUUAUUUUUUUACACAUCAAAGGGGUAUUUCAUGCUAUGAAUACUACUGUUUUUUUUUCAUUGUUGGAGUUUUUCAGGCAGUAGUAAUGCAUGAAUUGAGCACAUAGAAACGUGGUUAAAGUCAGUACAGUGCACUAGAAAGCAAAUACACAGCGUGCAAUUAUUUAAAAAAAUGCGCAGGUCGGCUUAUUCCGUGUUCUUAAAAGCAGCUCAAAGUGUCACAGAGGUGUUCACGCAGUAGCCAUACUCGUUUACAUGCCACGUCCCCCCCACCAGCCCCACCACCCCCACCCCUUGACAGUCGACAGUUGACGGGCCCAAAACUCCUGCAGGAAAUUCCCUCUUCCUUUCCCCAACACUUUUUCUUGACAUGGCUCACUUCACCUGUCCCUUCCCCCCCCACACACACAUUUUUAAAUUUUUUUAUUUGGUUUUGGCCUCCUACAGGAAUACAUUUGGAUUCUUGUUUUUAAACUGAAAAAACAAACAAACAAAAAAACAUGUUCAGCAGUAACACAACCUGUGACAAGUCUGGAUGGAAAUGGUUCCAAACGAGUUUGAAAAGUCUUGCAUCAUCUUAACUUCGCCAACAGAUAAAUAUGUCAAUGAUUCAUCUGUAAAUAAAAUAUUAAAGUCUGUGUAAAUUAA
Messenger RNA from Stegastes partitus (bicolor damselfish), 2351 nucleotides. Its product is annotated as ubiquitin-conjugating enzyme E2 K. The transcript is spliced from 7 exons. The coding region runs from base 277 to 879 and encodes 200 amino acids. Gene Ontology annotation, molecular function: protein binding. Lineage: Eukaryota; Metazoa; Chordata; Actinopteri; Pomacentridae. The record is from RefSeq and is a predicted model, not a curated record.